Messenger RNA from Knipowitschia caucasica, 2178 nucleotides. Lineage: Eukaryota; Metazoa; Chordata; Actinopteri; Gobiiformes; Gobiidae. The record is from the annotation of a GenBank genome assembly.
AUGAUGAAUAAAAUUUAUGAAUGGAUAGAAACUAGUGUUGCCAGUUUUCGAAACGGUGUCCUCGCAGCACAACCCGCAGAUGCUCUAAAUGCAUCUGGAAAUAUUCAAAGGAGACGGAAAAGACCGAUUGGAUGUGUAGACCAUCCUCACGCUAAUAUCAACGAGGACUCGCAUGGCUUAGCACUAAAAAGGUCCCGCAUGGGAGAUAUUUUCGAUUCCGUGAAAAUCGCUGCUCAAGGUGUCAAGAGUCAUGGCUCCAGUGUUGCAGCAUGGAUGAAGAUGAACAUCAGACCUACUUCAAAAGAGGUGGCUCCUGCUACACCUGCACUUCCACUGAGAGAAGCUGUUCCAACACCCUCAGUGACAUCUUCUGUUGUCUGGGCAAGUAAACGAGAUUUGGAAAACAAUUCACUGGAUAAGACUUUUGCUGCUCCUUCUACAACAAUGGAGUGGAAAUCAUCUAAAACCGAACUGUACAGACAAGAAAAGUUCUAUUCUGGAUCAAAAGUGUGCAGACGACAGACGUGCUUGAGUACUCCACACCGGGAAGGACUGAAAACAAAUGGGCACUCUGUCAAUAUGGUACCCUCAAAGACUCCCAGAGCACAUUCCACUCCUCGUUUAGGGAGACCUCUCAACAUCAGACCUCAAGGAAUACUGAAUGGAAUGAGUGCCUCAAGCCCAUGUACCUCUACAUAUGAAAAUACUUUUCCAAUCAAAGUUGUGCAAGGUCCAACAAACAUUUCUUCAUCUGGGCGCAUUCAGCGGGCAAAGCCUCACUGCACUGCACAAGAGUCAAUCUGUGAAGAAGAAAAGGAGAUCUAUCGUCAGCUUUUGUCCAUUGUAUCAGGUGGCCAGUCAGCCUGUCACACUGGCAACUCUCACGCCAUCCUGCGGUCCCAUCGAGAUUUCACAAGUUUUCUGAGUAGCAGCCGGAGAUUGCUUCAGAGUUCUUCAUCCCCUGUAUCCAUUGAAGGAGAAAUGUCAGACGAACCAAGCAAUCCCCCUAGUCCCAGAGACGUGCCAAGCCAGAGUUCUAGUAACCUCCACAGCCCCGUCAAUGCCCCAAGCAAAACGGCAAACAUCUGGCUCAUGGACAAUGACUUCAGGUUCACAAACGCAAUAACCCGUACAUCGCCGUCACCAUCUACCGUUCAGGAUAGCAGCUCUCAGGACACACAGUCAUCAGCUCCUGAUGGUGAUUCUGUAAUUAUUGUAAAAGAAGAAAAGGCCAAAAUAAAAGACAAUGCCAGGUUACCUUGCUUUCAAGCAGAAUUAUGGAUUAAGGAAUUAACUAGUAUGUAUGAUUCUCGCUCAAGAGAAAGACGGAGACAGAUUGAGGAACAGGAAGCGCUAGCAGCACAACUCCUUCGGCAGCGACUUAAUGAAGAGGAGCCUUACAGUUCACAUGUGGAAGUACAUGUAAGGGUCCCUUUGGAAAAAGAAGUACCUCUAGCUACAGUUGCAGAAGAACCAAAACAAGUGGACGAAAUUCCUGAAUUUCCAGAGCUCACGGACGAAAUGGAGGCAGAAAUCAACAGGGUGUUAAGGAGUAGUAAUCCACAUGAAGUUUUAAGUGAAGGUUUUGGCCUCAGCCUCACACGGAAGGAUCUGCAGACCCUCAGUAAUCUAAACUGGCUCAAUGAUGAGGUCAUCAAUUUCUACAUGAACCUUUUGGUGGAGCGCAGUAAAGACCCAGCUCUGCCUUCUGUCAACACAUUCAACACCUUUUUCUUUCCAAAACUACGAAGCAGUGGUUAUUCUGCUGUUAGACGUUGGACAAAAAGGAUGGAUAUUUUUUCGAAAGAUAUCUUACUUGUACCUGUCCACCUGGGAGUACACUGGUGUCUUUCUGUUGUGGAUUUUCGUAAAAAAAAUGUGUUGUAUUUCGACUCGAUGGGAGGGAAUAAUGAUGAAGCUUGUAGAAUUUUGUUUGAGUAUCUGCAGCAGGAGAGCAAGGACAAGAAGGGAAAAGAAAUGGAUACCUCAGGCUGGAGUCUACACAGCAAAAAGCGUAAUGAGAUUCCACAGCAGAUGAAUGGGAGUGAUUGUGGGAUGUUCACUUGCAAAUAUGCAGAUUACAUCACUAAAGACAAGUCCAUCACAUUCACACAGAAACACAUGCCAUACUUCAGACGGAGGAUGGUCUGGGAGAUUGUUAACCACAAACUGUUGUGA